CAGAGAAGUGGACCUAAAUGUUAAAUCUGUGAGUGAAGACCGUAGUAGCGCUCCCACACCCAAGCCAACCUCCAAAAGAGAACUACAAUUCCCAACAGCCCCUGCAGAUGGCUGGCCGCUGCCACUACGCGCCUGCGCAGUUGCGGAAGCUCCGACUUUGGUUCCCGCCAAUUCUCGUGCUAAUCCUGCCUGAGUUGAGUUCUGCGUUUCAUGGAGACGUUUGACCCUACCGAGCUGCCCGAGCUGCUUAAGCUUUAUUACCGGAGGCUCUUUCCCUACGCCCAGUACUAUCGCUGGCUGAACUAUGGCGGAGUGGUAAAGAAUUACUUUCAACACCGUGAAUUUUCAUUCACGUUGAAAGAUGACAUUUACAUUCGCUACCAAUCUUUCAACAACCAGAGUGAGCUGGAAAAGGAGAUGCAGAAAAUGAAUCCAUACAAGAUUGAUAUAGGCGCGGUAUAUUCCCACAGACCCAAUCAGCACAAUACAGUGAAGCUGGGAGCUUUCCAGGCUCAGGAAAAAGAGCUGGUCUUUGACAUUGACAUGACAGACUAUGAUGAUGUGAGGAGAUGUUGUAGUUCUGCAGACAUAUGUUCCAAGUGCUGGACCCUCAUGACGAUGGCCAUACACAUCAUUGAUCGAGCAUUGAAGGAGGACUUUGGAUUUAAACAUCGUCUCUGGGUAUAUUCUGGAAGGAGAGGAGUUCAUUGUUGGGUCUGCGAUGAAUCAGUUAGGAAACUGUCCUCUGCAGUACGUUCUGGGAUAGUUGAGUAUCUGAGUCUUGUAAAGGGUGGUCAAGACGUUAAAAAGAAAGUUCAUCUAAAUGAAAAAAUUCACCCUUUUGUCAGAAAAUCUAUAAACAUAAUUAAAAAAUACUUUGAAGAAUAUGCCUUGGUUGGUCAAAAUAUUCUUGAAAAUAAAGAAAGCUGGGAUAAGAUUUUAGCCCUUGUUCCUGAAACAAUGCAUGAUGAACUUCAACAAAGCUUCCAAAAGCAUCAGAAUUCACUUCAGCGUUGGGAGUAUUUGAAGAAAGCAGCCAGCAGAUAUCAGAAUAACAGCAAAAACGAUAAAUGUGGACCCUGGCUUGAGUGGGAAAUUAUGCUCCAGUACUGUUUUCCACGACUGGAUAUCAAUGUUAGCAAAGGAAUCAAUCAUUUACUGAAGAGCCCUUUUAGUGUUCAUCCUAAAACAGGUCGCAUUUCUGUGCCUAUUGAUUUACAGAAAGUGGAUCAGUUUGACCCAUUUACUGUUCCAACCAUAAGUUCCAUCUGCCAUGAAUUGGAUGCUAUUUCUACUAAUGAAGAAGAAAAAGAGAAUGGAGAUGAAUCUGGUAUCAAACAUAGAACCAGAGAUUAUAAGAAAACCAGUCUAGCUCCUUUUGUAAAAGUUUUUGAACAGUUUCUUGAAAACCUGGAUAGAUCCCGGAAAGGAGAGCUUCUCAAGAAGAGUGAUUUACAAAAAGACUUCUGAAGAUAACAACUCCCUUUAUACCAAUGUGGAUAUCUUCUACUUUCAAUCAAGAAUUAAAUACUUCAAGAGCCGUUUAAUAAAUACAGCAGAACUAUGUAUCUA
Messenger RNA from Phacochoerus africanus (Common warthog), 1572 nucleotides. It is a transcript of the gene PRIM1, whose product is annotated as DNA primase subunit 1. The transcript is spliced from 13 exons. The record is from RefSeq and is a predicted model, not a curated record. NCBI's taxonomy places the organism in Eukaryota, Metazoa, Chordata, Mammalia, Artiodactyla, Suidae. Gene Ontology annotation, cellular component: alpha DNA polymerase:primase complex. Gene Ontology annotation, biological process: DNA replication, synthesis of primer. Bases 211 to 1470 code for a protein of 419 amino acids.